AUGUCUGAAAACGUCUUGGUCGACCGAACGAAUGCGUGAGUGACUUAACAAGACGCGGUGUGCCCAAAUAGCCCCACACAUACCGACCGCUCGCCGCCAUCGCCCUCGCCGACGCGGGUUCACUCAACUAUAAGCGGUCGAUCGGCCCGUGUCGGGCCUCCUGAAAGAGCAUACACCCACGCUGACCGCCCCGCAUUUUCCUCUUGACCUAUCGCCCAAACAGUGCCCUGAACCUCCUCAACGAACAUGCCUUCAAAGCCCACGAACUCAAGGCGUCGGUCGUGCUGCGAUCGUCGACCCAACGAGAUGCCACGUCCUUGCUCGACGCGACCAACCUCACGGGUUACGGCGACGACGACCUCGGCCUCGUUAUGGACCCCGACGACAAGCUCAGUGCGGUCAGAGACCUCAAGGCGUUCAAGGUAAAGCGCACCGAUCUACGCCGCGCAUUGUGGGAUGGUAUACCAGUCAUGCUGGGGAACUGACCGCCAUGACUAUUCGCCCACGCGCAGGAUUCCGUUUCGGCGCUCAAAUUCGCUUGCCUCGAAUCAAACACCAAGGUCUUCUUCGUCGAGAACGUGCUCGACCCCCAGGGACCCAAAUUUGUCUCGCUCGAAGAGAACGAUGCGCUGGGUAAGCAAAGUCCUUCACGCUCAAUGUUUUCCGAGCAUCGAUGUUUUCAAGCCGCUAUUCACCAGAACUGGACUACCAGGUCCGCUGAUAGCUGCAUUCCAAUGCUGAGUUUUAAAUCUUGAACCUGACAGAGCAACAAAGGCUUCAAUCCAAAAUUGAGCUCAAACAAAGAAAGACGCGAGCGAUUGAAUUGGAGGAACAGAUUCGUUCCGAAGCGGACGUAUUGGACGGUCGUCAGUCUGAUCGGGCUUGCGCCGCUCGAUGAAUGCAUUCUUCUCAAGGUGGGUGGAGCUGACACCGUGAUCGUCGCUCAAUAUCGUAUACAGGUCUUCGCCAGACGGAAGAGGACGCGAUGGUCGCGUCCAAGCUGUUGCGAGAAUGUGAAGAGAUGGAGCGAGAGAUCGCUUUCCUAAAAAACAAACGAUCCGAAGCCGACGUAAGUGAAUCGGUCCCCUUGCGUGGGAAAUUGAAUUGUUGUGAACUGUCCAAAAUUACUCUCAGCGCAUCACGAUCGACGAAGCCUUUGCCCAGUUGGAGGCUCACGACGGCGAGAUCGUGGAGAUUGGAACCAAGAUCAGGGACGCCGAGGCGAAACUGCCGCGGACAAAGUCCGCGAUCAAGACGGCGAAAGGGAAACUGGACCAGUUGAAGAUGGUGAACCGAGAGAUGAGCAAGGAGUUGGAGGAGAGGCAAGCCAAAGGGACUCGAGACGAAAGGGCCGAGGAAGGAUGCCGAUGGUGAGUCAGCACGUUCGACCAGGCCCACGACAUCCCACCAGCGCGCUGAACGGUCCACCAUCUGCAGGAUCACAAACACCACUGCGCUCUACUCCUCCUUGAUGGGGAUUCGAUCAGCCUACUCCGUCGGUGCACCGCCAACAGAGAUGAUUCUCGAACUCGAAACGACGGAAGGCGAUGUCCGGGCCCUUAAGAUCGAAUAUGGCCCAGACGGUCGGAUGCGAGGCGCGUCGCUGGUCGAUUCGUCGGAUGACAUCGAAGAUCUGGUCGAAGCGCGCCUGCAUAGUCAAGACGUGCGAUCCCUCGUGCAGGAUGUCCGAGCAAGGAUUUUGAGGUAA
Microbotryum saponariae is the source of this 1708-nucleotide messenger RNA. The record is from the annotation of a GenBank genome assembly. NCBI's taxonomy places the organism in Eukaryota, Fungi, Basidiomycota, Microbotryomycetes, Microbotryales, Microbotryaceae.